Molecule: messenger RNA, 1265 nt
Organism: Somion occarium
Lineage: Eukaryota; Fungi; Basidiomycota; Agaricomycetes; Polyporales; Cerrenaceae
Source: the annotation of a GenBank genome assembly
GCGCUUCAUUUCAAUUUCACUUCCACCACGACGCUCAGGCCUUCCUGCUUGUUACUACAUUGCCCAUAUUUCACUGGCUUGUUCACCCGUCUGCUUUAUUUAACUGAUCAAAACAUGCGACCAGUAGUCUCGUACGAGGACAUCACCAAUCCUGAAGCAGACUCGCAAGCGCAACCUGCACAGCUAGGUCCUCAACUUCCCUCCUCUGCACCUCAACCUCCUGCUAAAAGGCGCAAGAAGUCUCAUAACCAGCAACAACACCAGCAGAACCAUCAUCCGCAUCAUAGAACGCGCGGUCAUCCAGCACAGUAUGUGCAGCAUUGGGAUGAACCAGAUGCUUCCGCGCCGGAGAUGAAUUAUGGUGGUGAGGGUGAGAGUAUGUAUGUUGAAGGUGAGGAAGCGGAAGAGGGAGAAGGAUAUGAGGAGGGAGACUACGAGGAGGAAUAUGAGGAGGAGGAGAGUAGGGAGUUGACGCAUGAAGAGGUUUGGGACGAUUCCGCACUCAUCGAUGCCUGGAAUUCCGCCGCAGCUGAGUACGAGGCGUACCAUGGAAAGGGUAAGAAAUGGAAAGCGGAACCUGUAAAGAAGUCACCGCUAUGGUACAACGUGCCUCCCGCUCCUUCAAAAACCAGAAAGAAAGGUCCCGUUCCUUCGACUCAAAAUGGUGGCGACGCAUCGGAAGACUCCACCCCUGUCAACUUCGAUACUUUCAUCCCGAAUCAUGAUCCCUCCCUCGCUUCGGGACAACCGCAUCCACCUUCGGUCCCCGGACCCGAUUAUGCUCAAUAUUACCUACCCAACCCUCCCGGUCCGAUGGUCAGUCAGGAUGAAGCGUUCCAAAGAGCAUUAUCAGCGAUGUAUUGGGGUGGAUACUGGACGGCAGUGUAUCAUUGUCAAAGACAGGGCGAACAACCUGCUCCUGAAGUCGAACAGGAUGCUGAGGAUGGCGAAAUAGAUGCUACUGCAGGAGAGGAGAAUGCAGAAAUGGAAGAGGACUUGGUUCCGUCCCAGCGGUAGUGUUCUUUGUGAUCCUCAUUUUGGAAUGUGACCCAUGGUGUAUGUGGUUUUAGAAGAGAGCUGUUCGUAUGUGAUAAAUGACCAAUGCCUCCCUGCCCGAGGUCUUUACGUGUUAUGCAGCGCCGCAUCGCCUGUCACAUACAUCGUACUCUUAUCUCAACCUCUUUAGCAUUCUUUGUCCUUACAUGCUCUCGUGCUUGCGGAUCCUUACGCCACAAUUCGCCAUGCAAUAUAUGUCACGGUGUGGG